AUGGAGCCGAAAUCUUUACCCUCAAGUAAUCAAAAUAUUCCUACAACAGAGUCUAAGAUCAAAGAGAUGGCGCCUAGGAACCUGAAUACUUUACCAUCUACAAAUAUCAAGCAGCCAGAUACUAAUGAAGUUGUCAGUGGAGAAUUGCCUAAUGGAAAAGUCAUGAAUACAAGCUCGAAUAAUCGGUCAACUCGUCCAUCAUCAGAUAGUACCUCAAACCAAACAAUCAGAGCAACUCCUUUUCUUUUCCGCGGGCAGGAGCAGGGUUCUAGUGACCCAGUAAAGUCAACGAGAAUGUUCACAGAAGAGGCUCAAAAGCCGCAGACUUCUCAUCAUUCAUCAGUUGAUACUCUUCCGCAGACACCAUCAAUUCCAUCUGCCCAAAGAGAGGCCUCAGGCAAUGCUUCAGCAGCAGCUGCUCAGACAUGGAUGUCUUCAGGGGCAGGAGGGUUUAAACUAGGACCUGAGAAUUCUGGUUCAUCCAAAAAUCAGAUUUCUGCAGAUUCUCUUCACAACUCAACAAGAGAGUUCCAUCAGCAUAUUUCAAGAAUUCAGGGAGAGUUUCCUUCUGGUGGAAUGUCUCUCCAGUCUAAUAAGAACAAUUUUCCAUUUCAUUCAUAUAGACCUCAACCUAGUCACGUAAGUGUUGUUUCACAGUUGCCCAACCGACCUAGGAUUUUCCCUCAAUCAACAUCCGCGGACCAAUCUAGAUUUCAAAUGCAAACCUCUUGGCAAGGUCUCAGUCCUCAAAGCCAACCAAGGCAGAAACAAGAAACUCUUCCGCCUGACUUGAAUAUUGAUUGUCAAUCUCCAGGGUCACCUGCAAAACAAUCUUCUGGUGUUGUUGAUUCACAGCAACCAGACCUAGCUUUGCAAUUAUGA
Lathyrus sativus (Indian pea) is the source of this 882-nucleotide messenger RNA. The record is from the annotation of a GenBank genome assembly. Lineage: Eukaryota; Viridiplantae; Streptophyta; Magnoliopsida; Fabales; Fabaceae.